AUGUCGUUCUCCAGCCUUCUAACUGCAGUAGCUUGCGUUUUACUAGUGGUGUUUUACAAACUAUAUGAAUCGGAAUCAAGGAAAUUACAAUCAGUGCAAUUGGAAUAUGACAAUUAUGUGAAAUCAUCAAAAUUAUCCCAAGAUGAGCAAAACCUGUUGCUCAAGGAAGAGGUGGAACUUUCAAAAAAAGAUGCAUUUGGAAAACAAGAAGAGAAUAGAAAACUCAUUGAACAGCUUGAGUCCCAACUCAAACAGUAUAAAUCAAAGAAGGAAAGAUUGACAGCAUUGGAGGACAAAUUGACCUCAGAAACAUUAAGUUUGACGAAGAAGAUGGCAUCCAAGGAAAAAGAAAUCGCGGAGUUGAAGCAUGAGUUGAAUGUAUCUCGACAGCAUGGUGAAAAGUUGGCCCGGGAUUACAAAUUUCAACUAAAUACCCAAAUUGAAAAAGUGUCCAUUGAAAAUGGUUUGAAAAUUGCGGAGUUGGAGGAAUUGGUUGCUGCCGCAAAACGAGAAACACUUUCACAGAGGGAGCUACUUAGAACAAUUGAGAGCGGCAAAGAAGAAGUAAUAGUUGAACUUCGCCAGUCUUAUAAUCAAUCACAAAAGAAAUUAAAAGAGUUGGAGCAUAGCAACGAUGAUCAAAUUGCGAAAAACAACCAGCUAAUUAAGAAGUACGAUCAACUGCAAAAGAGUUUGGAAGAAUUGAGACCCGCCUACAAGACCAUGCACGAAGACUACGUCAAAGUGUCUAGAGACCUUGAUGAUACAAGACAGCGAUUAAUUGAUCUCAAAGAAAGAGCAGAAUUGCUCGUACAUUCUGAAGAAAAUUUGGGCAAAGAACUUGAGAAAUCAAAAGAUGCAAACAAGGAACUAUCAACGGAGCUUGACCAUAAAAGCAAAGAGUUGCAAGUUUAUCAAGCAUUUUUUAAAAAAUGUGACAUUUUUAUUGAGGAUUUGAAACGCUUUGACGAUGGCUUUGACAAACUUGCCAAGCAACUAGAACAAGCAGGGACAACGUACGAGGCUGCCUCAUCGGGUGAAGAUUAUCACUCAGAUGAAGGUUAUUUAUCUGACACAAAGCUGGGAGAGGUUGAUCAACAUGAAUUCGCCAUUUUGACCAAAAAAGCAUCAAAGAAUACAUUCACUUUGAUUCAAAGAUAUAUUGAAGAGUUGAGAUCAAAAGUAGCCAGAGAAAAAUCUGUAUCAAGUAAAAACGUGACAGAGAACGCUGAUUUGAGAAAUAAGAUUGUAAGUUUGAAAGAAAAGUUGAGCAAGGCUGAGUCUAGAAAUGUUGUGGUGUUGAGUGCUAUCCUUGAAUUAAGAAAGCUUAUUGAGGAUGAACUUUCACACAGUCCAGUAGAUGAAAACAAAUUGAAAGAAGUCUUGCAUGCCGCAUAUCAAAAAAUCGAAGAGAGUUUGAAGACAAACAGUCCUUCGAAGAUUGCGCAGCAGAGUGAGAAUGAACAUAAAACUAAGGACAAGGACGUGGCCAAACAAGUGGUUGGGCAUUCCAGCGAUACUGUCCUGAAACCACAAAAUUCGGAAGGAAAUGCCGAUGCCAAAGACGAUGAAAAAGACGAUGAAAAAGACGGAAGAGACAACGAAAAUGUAUCAGCAUCGGCUGGCACUGAAACGAAAAACCAUGAAGACGGUAAAAAGGGGUCUUUGGUAGCUGAUAGCGAUCCAGUUCAAAACACUAAAGACAACGACAAAUUUGGAAAAUCACACGGUGAAUCUACUAGGGAGACUGUACAAGAAAAAGAAACGUUGUCUAACACGCAGCAUACUGAUGCGCCAACUGCAAAGAGCGCAGCUCCAACCAGCAACGUGAAGCAACCCCUUGCAUCAAUGUGGACAUCUAAAGAUGCAUCUAAUGCAAACAGUGAUGUUGAUUCCGACUUUGCACCGCCAACCCCAAUCUUUAAGACUUUCAAAAACAUUUCAUCCACGUCUUCAUUUGCUCCUACUUUGAAUGUUAAGGAGAAUGUUGACUCUGAUACCAAGCGUGGAACAUCUGAUCAGAUAAAAAAGAGUAAUGAGACAAAGACGAAAGAGCUAGAUGGGGCAGACAAGAGGGAAACUAAUGAAGCUGACCAUUACCGUCUGGCUGAAGAUGGCUCUGAAAACUCCCAUAAAAACAAGAGUGCUGUUGAAGAAAAGGAGCCAAAUCCUCAUUCAGAAGCUAGUGUGUCAAAUCAAGGUGCUGAAACUGAAGAUAGUAAAUCAACGUUGGAGAAAAUUGAUAAGAAACUUCAUGACGAUGUGAUUGCUGAAGAAAAGACUACGCAAGAUGAAAAAUCAUUAGCAGAGGAAGAGGCGCAGGACGAUAAAGAAAUUUUGAAUCGAUACGAUCUUCGUGUUGCUGAGAAUGAAGGAGAUGAAGAGAAGAAGCCUGAUCCAUCAGUUGAUCCUCUCUCAGAAGAGCCCGAAAGGCAUGUAGAUGAAAGUCAUAUGGAGACAAAAGAGUCUCAUAAUGUCGCUCAACCAUCGAGUCAAAGUCAAUUAAAGUUUGAUGCAUUCAAAAGGGACAUCGAAAAUGCCAAGAAUGGUGGUGCUAGUGCUAGUGGAGACACUAUAAACACGGAAAACACUAAGGGUGCUAAGGAUAAUAAGCGCUCAACUGAAUCUGAUUAUAGGAGUGUUUCUGAGGGAAAGUUCAAGGCAUUUGCAAGUGAUAUACAAGAUGCUAAAAAUUCGAAAGAUUCGAAUUUGAUAGCAAAAUCGCAGGAAGGACCGGAUAGAGAAGAAGAGCCUGUAAAUGGGCGGGAUAAUUUAAGAUUAAAAUCACAUUCAAAGGAUAAUGAUCACGAUGAAGAAGAGAAAGGUGAUGUGAAAAAUGAACACUCGGGAAGCAAGGGGGUAGAAAAGCAAAAUGAACCGGAAGAACAAGUUGCCAUGAGUAAAGCUAAGAAAGAUGAAGAGUGCAAGCAAUCAUAUGAAAAGGAUAAAUCUGAGGAGGCUCUGAGAAAGAAUGAAGAGGUCAAAGGCGUUGAACCGCGCAUUGACGACGCUACGGAAGCCGGGGAAAAAGCGGUUGAAGUUAGGGAAUCUAGCAUUGAACAUGAUGAUGUCAACAAAAAUGAUCCCACUGAAUAUGAUAAAAUGUCGCAUAAGCAUGGGAAAUCGGGGCUUGAACCUGUCAGUGAUCUAAAGCUGACAAAAACCUCGAAGUCAGACACUAAGGAAGAUUCAUUGGCAGCAAACAGCUUGAAUCAUACUGAGAAUGGACCUAGUGUUAGUGACGAUGGAGACAAGAUUGAUGAAUUGGAGGCAUCCUCGAAGGCUUCAAACAAUAACGAAAGUGUUGUGGACACCAAAUCAAAUGAAACGACAGUUACAUCUGCGUCGAAAUCUGUUGAAGAUGCAGGGUCAUCAACAUUAAAAUCAGACAAAGUUUCACAAAAUGGUGCUGGCGCACAAGCAACAACUGUUGAUGUUGAUACUGAAUCCAUUGGCACUGAAACUGCAGAGAAGAUUGUACAAUCGCGAAAGCAUGCGGAACAAGUGGCGGAAGAAGGCAAAGAUGAUACUGAGCAAGAACUGAAACCAGAAAAUCAAGGUGAGGAGAAGGGUGGUGAUAAAGAAGCCAACUCUACAAAUGUUGACAAAGCAGAACUGGCGCAGCAUGUUGCUGAGUUGGAUAAUAAGGGAAGCAAUAGACGGGACACUAAUGAGACAAUGCCACCUUCACGAGAAGAUGACUAUGAAGAAGAGGGAAAGGACGAUGAAGCGACAGCUCAAAGUAGAAGUUCAAUCGAGAGUGAAGGUACGACUGACGUUAAUGAUACUUUAAGUUUGGGGAAAGAAGCAAGUAACGAUUACAAGAGUAAUGCUGGAGAUGAUAAUAUCCACGACAGAUCAACACCAACUCCCAAUGUCAAUGAAGGUCCAACAAAAACAAUAUCCAAUCUCAAAUCAAAUUCGAAUUCACCAACAAAAAAACUGGAACUGAGAAAAACUAAGAAGAAAAAAUCCAAAACUGGUUUCUAG
Messenger RNA from Lodderomyces parapsilosis, 3990 nucleotides. RefSeq names its product Uso6p (gene USO6). Bases 1 to 3990 code for a protein of 1329 amino acids. The transcript has a single exon. Lineage: Eukaryota; Fungi; Ascomycota; Pichiomycetes; Serinales; Debaryomycetaceae. The record is from RefSeq and is a predicted model, not a curated record.